AUGUCCGCCCACGCCGUCGCUGUCACCUUAGUAAGUCAGUGGUUUUCACGCUUCGGCUUACCCGACGUUGUUACGACAGAUCAAGGACGGCAAUUUGAGGCCGAUCUGUUCCGGGUAAUGUCAGAAACGUUCGGGAUACAGCACAUACGCACCUCCCCGUACCACCCUCAGGCGAAUGGCAUGGUCGAGCGACUGCACAGGACGCUCAAGGACGCGCUCACCACACAAGAGUCCACCCACUGGAGCACCAAAUUGCCGUUGGUUUUGCUCGCCUUGCGCAGUACGGUCAAGUCGGACGUCGGACUAGCCCCAGCGGAGAUGGUAUAUGGCACUACCCUACGGUUGCCCGGUGAGCUGUUCAAUCCCGCACCACCAACACCGAACCCACCGGAACUAAUCGCGACGUUACGCGACGCCAUGGCACAAUUGCGACCUACGCCAGGUACAAACCACAACACGAGACGGUCAAUAUUCGUGCCAAAGGACCUAUCCAACGUCAGCCAUGUAUUCCUACGAAUAGACGCAGUCAAGCCACCUCUGCAACCACGCUACGAGGGACCACACGCAAUUUUAGAGCGAUGCGAAAAGAACUUCAAGCUGCAGUGCAACAAUCGCCAGGUAUGGGUUUCCGUCGACAGGCUCAAGCCGGCAUUCGUGCUCCGCGAGAACCCGUCACUGACCGACCACUCAUACGCCGCCAGCACCAUCUCAAAAAAACAAGUCCGUUUUUUACUUCCCGGGGGGAGUAGUGUGGUGACCCACAACAACAGCGUCUUGUAA
This is a messenger RNA of Macrosiphum euphorbiae (potato aphid), 780 nucleotides long. NCBI's taxonomy places the organism in Eukaryota, Metazoa, Arthropoda, Insecta, Hemiptera, Aphididae. The record is from the annotation of a GenBank genome assembly.